Drosophila eugracilis is the source of this 1561-nucleotide messenger RNA. RefSeq lists its product as uncharacterized. NCBI's taxonomy places the organism in Eukaryota, Metazoa, Arthropoda, Insecta, Diptera, Drosophilidae. The record is from RefSeq and is a predicted model, not a curated record. The coding region runs from base 236 to 1528 and encodes 430 amino acids. The transcript has 4 exons.
CGCACCGCGUCAGUAUCAGUUCGUUUCGGACAGCUAAUGGCAUCAACAUAUCGUAAAAUAAAAAAAGUGUAGACCCGGCCGAAAUUGGUCCCCAAUCGAGAACCCAAUUCGCUUCUAAUGUUCUCAUUAAAAUACAUUCCUGACUGUUCUUCAAUUUUGCAAAACCCAUAUCAGAACUCCUUCUUGGCUGUUCAGUGUUGACCAAGUGACUUUCGCUGGCUUCCAUUAAGGAAAAAUGGUAAAAACAAUCAAAGUAAUUGGAUGCGCUGGAGCUGGCACUCUGCUUAUAUUGCUCCUACCUCUUUGCCUGAUCCAAAAUUACGGUCCGCCAGGCGGUAAUGGUCACUCCAAUGGCUCCCACUCAAUGGUCACUAUGCCGCCGUCGCCUACUCCUCCUCCUCCGGCGCCACUUGAAUCUGGAAGAGAUGCAAUGAUGCGUCUCCACCGCCAGAAACGCUACCUCUCCUUCCCGGAGGGUUCCUCCUUCCAACUAGUGUUCGACAUCAUCAUACCCAUCGUAGACUACACAAACUACGCCAUCCUGGGCAUCACCUGUUCCGUGGCCUGGGAGCUGCCCAGUAAGCCGCCCAGCGAGCUGAUUGAAAACGUGCUUACUCGCAUCAACGACGGCACCAUCGGCACCGUCCGGCGGAAUGAUAGCGUUCCCGAUCCAGAACCGGAACAGGCCACCCAGCCUCAGAGCCAGACCCAGCAUCUGGACAAUCGAGUCCCAGCCACGGCUAAUUGGCAGGCUGUCCACGCACGGCCAGCGAAUCCACCGGCAUAUGCGGCCAAUGAGCAGGACUCCAACUCGUACUACACGAAUAUCCAACGCAUCCCGGCCGCUUACCCAUAUGCAAAUUCGAAUGCGGAUGCAAAUGCAAAUGGACAGCAGCGCCAGGCAGCGAUGUCUGCUAAUUGGCAUGCGCGACAGUCGUUCCCAAAGUGGCAGCAAGGGGGCCUGGGUAGUUCUGGAGCGGGAGCAGACAACUGGUGGACACGGAAUGGACAGCGUGUUGAGCAGAACUGGCGCCAAAAGCAGCAUAUGUGGGGUCCUGCAAAGUGGGACUAUGGCUAUAGCCAACGACCCCGUCAAGUCCUGCGAGCACCGCCCAAGCACCACAUAUAUCCUGUUUUUGCUAGGCGCAGGAGGCGAAGAAGCCUGGAGCAGGAUCCCCACUUCGAGCGACUGCACCUGCAACAGCAUCUCAGCUCAAGACAGAUUCUCUUUGGGAAAAUCGAACGUCUAUAUAAGUCGCGGCGACUAAAUGGCACCUCCUGUGUGCUCCGAGCUCUCUGCGAAUCUGGCCAAAGGCAUAAGGCUUUUGAGGGGACAAAUACGGGCAGGCCACAAAGCUUUAUAAUGGAACUACUGUCGGCCAUUUUCCAAUUACCCAACAGCGAUGACGUGAACGAACCAGGGGAAUUGGAGCUAAUGAUUUCCCCUCAUUAUCUCGAGGCCCACCGACAACAGGGCAACUGUCGACAACUCUACAGUGAUUGCAAUCACACAUUUUGGUUAGAUUAAACAGCAAAGGGCAAUAAAUUUUAGGAAAAUAUA